AAAUGGCCACCGACGCGAAUCAGCAACUCGCGAUGAUCCUCGGCCCCGAAACGGCGCCGUUCGAGACACUAAUCUCCCACCUCAUGUCCUCAUCCAACGAGCAACGCUCCUCCGCCGAGUCUCUCUUCAACCUCGCGAAACAGACCAAUCCCGACGCCCUCGCCUUGAAGCUCGCUCACCUCCUCCAGCUCUCCCCUCACCCCGAGGCCCGCGCCAUGGCCGCCGUCCUCCUCCGCAAGCUCCUCACGCGCGACGACGCUUACCUCUGGCCUCGUCUCUCCCUCCAAACUCAAUCCUCGCUGAAAUCGUCGAUGAUGGCUUGUAUCCAGCGCGAGGAGGCCAAAUCGAUCUCCAAGAAGAUCUGCGACACCGUCUCCGAGCUCGCCUCCGGGAUCCUCCCGGAGAACGGGUGGCCUGAGUUGCUCCCGUUCGUUUUCCAGUGCGUGGCGUCGGAUUCGUCGAAACUGCAGGAAUCGGCGUUUUUGAUAUUAGCGCAGUUGUCACAGUACGUUGGGGAGAGUUUGACUCCUCACAUUAAACAUCUACACGGAGUUUUCCUCCAGUGUUUGAGUAGUAACGCCGUUAAUUCGGACGUCAAGAUCGCGGCGCUUAACGCCGUGAUUAGUUUCGUCCAGUGUCUAACGAACUCAACCGAGCGUGAUAGGUUUCAAGACGUGUUGCCAGCGAUGAUCAGGACGUUGACUGAGUCUCUAAACAAUGGGAACGAAGCGACGGCGCAGGAGGCGUUGGAGCUUUUCAUCGAAUUGGCCGGGACCGAGCCGCGGUUCUUGAGACGGCAGCUAGUUGAUAUCGUUGCCUCGAUGCUUCAGAUUGCAGAGGCUGAGUCGCUUGAGGAGAGUACGCGUCAUCUGGCGGUUGAGUUUUUGGUGACGCUCGCUGAGGCGAGGGAGCGUGCGCCUGGGAUGGUUAGGAAGCUGCCUCAGUUUAUUGAUAGGUUGUUUGCGGCUCUGAUGAAGAUGUUGGAGGAUAUUGAGGAUGAUCCUGCUUGGUAUAGCGCUGAGACUGAGGAUGAGGAUGCUGGAGAGACGAGUAACUAUAGUAUGGGUCAGGAGUGUUUGGAUCGGUUAGCGAUUGCGUUGGGAGGGAAUACUAUUGUUCCGGUUGCGUAUCAGCAGUUUUCUGCGUACUUGGUUGGUUCUGAGUGGCAGAAACAUCAUGCUUCUUUGAUUGCGCUUGCUCAGAUUGCUGAAGGUUGCUCAAAGGUGAUGAUUAAAAAUCUUGAGCAAGUGGUGACAAUGAUCUUGAGCCAAUUUCAAAGUUCUCAUCCUCGAGUAAGAUGGGCAGCCAUAAAUGCGAUUGGACAGUUGUCUACGGAUUUGGGUCCAGAUUUGCAGAACCAACAUCAUCAGAGAGUGCUCCCUGCACUUGCUGCUUCUAUGGAUGAUUUCCAGAAUCCACGUGUGCAGGCUCAUGCUGCUUCAGCUGUACUCAACUUCAGUGAAAAUUGUACACCUGAAAUACUGGCACCUUAUUUGGACGGAAUUGUCAGCAAGUUGCUUGUGCUCCUACAAAAUGGAAAACAAAUGGUGCAAGAAGGAGCUUUAACGGCUCUUGCGUCAGUUGCUGAUUCAUCGCAGGAACACUUCCAAAAGUACUAUGAUGUUGUCAUGCCUUAUCUUAAAACUAUUUUGAUGAACGCAACUGACAAAUCUAAGCGGAUGCUUCGUGCCAAAUCCAUGGAAUGCAUCAGUCUUGUUGGAAUGGCAGUUGGAAAAGACAGAUUUAAGGCUGAUGCUAUACAGGUCAUGGAAGUGCUUAUGUCAUUGCAAGGUUCUGAAAUGGAGGCAGAUGAUCCAAUAACGAGUUACAUGUUACAGGCAUGGGCUAGGCUUUGCAAGUGUCUAGGCCAAGAGUUCCUCCCAUACAUGAAGUUUGUGAUGCCUCCUUUGCUUCAGUCAGCUCAACUUAAGCCAGAUGUAACAAUUACAUCUGCUGAUUCAGAAGAUGAAGCAGAGGAUUCCGAUGAUGAGAGCAUGGAGACGAUUAUCCUGGGCGACAAAAGAAUAGGAAUUAAAACGAGUGUCCUAGAGGAAAAAGCCACAGCUUGUAACAUGCUUUGUUGCUAUGCUGAUGAGCUCAAAGAAGGUUUUUUUCCCUGGGUUGAUCAGGUUGCACUUACAUUGGUUCCUUUGCUGAAAUUCUAUUUCCACGAAGAAGUUAGAAGAGCUGCUGUGUCAGCCAUGCCGGAACUAAUGCGCUCAGCCAAACUGGCAAUAGAGAAAGGACAAUCCGAUGGGCGCGAUCUAUCCUACUUGAAGCAGCUUUCUGACUACAUAAUUCCAGCCAUGCUGGAAGCUUUGCAUAAAGAGCCUGAUACAGAGAUCUGUGUCAGUAUGUUGGAAGCUAUGAAUGAAUGCUUGCAGAUCUCUGGAAAUCUUUUGGACGAAGGGAAAAUUAGAUCCAUAGUUGAUGAACUAAAGCAAGUUAUGACAGCAAGCUCAAGUAGGAAACAAGAGAGAGGAGAGAGGGCCAAUGCUGAAGAUUUUGACGCUGAAGAGGGAGAGCUUAUUAAGGAGGAAAAUGAGCAAGAGGAAGAAAUUUUUGAUCAGGUUGGAGAAAUAUUGGGAACACUGGUAAAGACAUUCAAGGCCUCGUUUCUGCCUUACUUCGAUGAAUUAUCCUCUUAUUUAACUCCUAUGUGGGGAAGAGAUAAAACAGCUGAAGAGAGAAGAAUUGCAAUAUGCAUAUUUGAUGAUGUUGCAGAACAGUGCCGUGACGCUGCCUUUAAAUAUUAUGAUACCUAUCUUCCAUUCGUACUGGAAGCGUGCAAUGACGAGAGCGCAGAUGUUCGACAGGCUGCCGUUUAUGGGCUUGGUGUUUGCGCUGAGUUUGGUGGAUCUGUAUUCAAACCUCUUGUUGGAGAGGCCCUGUCAAGAUUAAAUGUUGUGAUACAGCAUCCAAAUGCUCGACAGUCUGAAAAUGCCAUGGCAUAUGAUAAUGCUGUGUCCGCAGUACUUCCUGCGUGGUUGAACUGUUUACCUAUAAGUAAUGAUGUCAUGGAAGCCAAAGUGGUUCAUGAUCAGCUCUGCUCAAUGGUUGAGAGGCAAGAUGUGGACCUUUUAGGCCCCAAUAACCAGUAUCUGCCAAAAAUCUUAACAGUAUUUGCUGAGGUGCUAACAAGGAAAGAUGUGGUGACAGAAGAGACGGGAGGUCGUAUGAUAAAUAUAAUAAGGCAACUGCAGCAAACACUGCCACAAUCGGCAUUGGCCUCAAUAUGGUCAACAUUGAAACCCGAGCAGCAGCUCGCUCUCCAAUCCAUGCUUUCCUCCUAAAAUUCAUUCCAAAAUCGCUGGUCUCAGUCUUGUGAGCGUCGUCAGUUUUGCAUUUUAAAGUUUUUUACUACAUUUCUUUUGCAUUUUUCAGCGUUUGUUUUUCUUGGGGAGGGAUGAUGAAUGGGUCUAUCUAAUCCUUUCUAAGUUAUGAAAUGAAAGUGUAUAUUAGGAGGGAAUGAUUCCCCUAAACACACAAAGGUUUGGUGUUGGCUUCUGGGUUUGGGGAGUGAUGAAGAUUUUGGUGCUUAUACGAGAAACUAAAUCAGAAAGAAAGGGUCUCGAUUUUUUGAGUUUUUGUAUGCAUGUGAGAAUUUUUGGAGUGAUUAUUCUUCUCUCAUUGCCAUUGUUAUUUUUGUACUCUUUUGCUUGGCUUUUUCCAAAUUAAAUUUUAUCUUUUUAUAUUGUUAUUUCGGUAAACUAGUCGUUCUAAACUUCCGGUUCUUUUAAUGAAAAUAAUUAC
Molecule: messenger RNA, 3753 nt
Organism: Eruca vesicaria subsp. sativa (arugula)
Lineage: Eukaryota; Viridiplantae; Streptophyta; Magnoliopsida; Brassicales; Brassicaceae
Source: the annotation of a GenBank genome assembly